UACAUUUACAAAAAUUCCAAUCGGAACAAAAUACAAGCCCUCUUUUAAUGUGAACUACAAGAUUCACUCUACGCUCGCGUCACAAAUAUACUCUAUUUCCAGUUCCGUUAUUCUAUAUUCUUCCGUUUAGUUAGUCGUUAUGGUCGCUAUAGAAACAGGUUCACAACAUAAGAAACUAAGAUUUGAACAUCGAAUAUCGAAAUUGUGUCGUAUUCUUUGGUGGACAACUAAUUUUGUGACUUUUUCCUUUUCUCUGUUUUUAUAAAAAAUGAAAAAGAAUUGGCUGCUAGAAUAUCAUUUUGUGCGCGGCGACUAUGCGUUUUGUAAGAAAAUCAUUCAAGAUUUAUCAACAAAGAGUAAUAAUCGCCAAGAUGAAUACUCUAUCUACGUGCAAGCACGUAUAUAUUAUGCCGAAGGGAAAAUACUAGAAAGCUCCCAGCUGUUUCAGCUGUGUUAUGCAAAGAAUCCCAAUAAUCCAGGAACUUUACAAGAAAUCGCCAAAUAUUUAAUUGUUCAGGGACGAUAUAAGAAAGCCGUCGAAGCGCUUACGCUUGCAAAACUCCUGAUAACACAACCAGAUUUUAUGAUUUUGCAUGAUCUCGCUCUUUGCAACAUUAACCUCAGAGAAUAUGCCUUGGCCGAGGAAAGCUGCAGAGAAGCAAUCAAAAUCUGUAAAAGCAAAGCCAUCUAUAAACUACUAGCAGCUUGCCUAAUUCGUCAGAGUAAAACAGGAGAGGCGAUUGAAGUUUUUCGUUUAUCCUUAAGACUGUUUCCUAAGAGCAGUCAACUUUACACCACCUUUGGUAAACUCUGUGUAGAUAUGAACUUCGACGAAGACGCAAUGAAAACUCUGUCAGCAGCCAUCAAGCUAGAUGAUAACAACACCGUGGCAUUAAAUGAAAUUGCUGUUUUACAUCAGAGACGAGAUGAGAUUGAGGACGCCGUAAACCGAUACAUAGAGUUGGUUUGUCGUGGUAUGGAAUCGGCAAGCAUAUAUAACAAUUUAGGUCUCUGCUAUUUCUACAAAGACAAAUUUGUCAUGGCGCUAACGUGUUUGUUGCGGGCACGUGAUAUCGAUUCAACGUCCAGCGAAACGUUGUUUAACUUGGGGCUCGUAUUUGCAGCUUUGCACCAAUAUUGCUCCGCCUUUAUCCACUGGAGAGCGGCUGCCGUUUAUGCCACAACUAGCAGUUUCGUGGAUCAAGAGCUAGUGGCGCUUAUUUCGGCAUGCUUACCUUUCGUUAAUGAAGAAACGGACGACUAACAAUUAGAUGACGAAUGCGUGAAAAUUUUCAUUCUCAAGGAACAACCAUGAUAGUAAUUUUUUUUUUUCAGUUUAGUAACCGUUUAUUAUAUGUGCUAAUAAUGGUCCGAAACUUAUGCUGGGUUCGACUUCUGCGGUAAAAAAUUAUUUCGUUUGGCUUAGUUUCUUAAAUCUGGAUGUGGCUGGUGAUGUAAUUCAGAAGAUCUAUCUG
This is a messenger RNA of Daphnia magna, 1475 nucleotides long. Its product is annotated as Bardet-Biedl syndrome 4 protein. NCBI's taxonomy places the organism in Eukaryota, Metazoa, Arthropoda, Branchiopoda, Diplostraca, Daphniidae. Gene Ontology annotation, molecular function: protein binding. The transcript has 6 exons. Gene Ontology annotation, cellular component: ciliary basal body. Gene Ontology annotation, biological process: cilium assembly; protein localization to cilium. The record is from RefSeq and is a predicted model, not a curated record. Bases 269 to 1264 code for a protein of 331 amino acids.